Messenger RNA from Camellia sinensis, 1488 nucleotides. Its product is annotated as putative mannitol dehydrogenase. The record is from RefSeq and is a predicted model, not a curated record. NCBI's taxonomy places the organism in Eukaryota, Viridiplantae, Streptophyta, Magnoliopsida, Ericales, Theaceae. Gene Ontology annotation, molecular function: zinc ion binding; oxidoreductase activity, acting on the CH-OH group of donors, NAD or NADP as acceptor.
UUUCUUUCAUUCCUUUAUUCUUUGAUACUAGAGAGAGAGAGAGAGAGAGAGGGAGAGAGAGAGUGAGAAGAAAUGGCUGAAGAUGAAUACCCACAGAAGGCUUUUGGUUGGGCUGCAAGGGACACCUCUGGGUUCCUCUCCCCAUUCAAAUUUUCUCGCAGAGAAAACAAUGAUGACGAUGUGACAGUUAAAGUACUUUAUUGUGGGGUUUGUCACUCUGACUUGCAUACUGUGAAAAAUGAAUGGGGCUUCACCAUGUACCCAAUUGUUCCCGGGCAUGAAAUUGUAGGUGUUGUGACCAAAACUGGGAAAAACGUUGAGAAAUUCAAGAUUGGUGAUCGAGUUGGAGUUGGGGUCAUUGUUGGGUCCUGCAAAACAUGUGAGAUCUGCCAACAAGACUUGGAAAAUUACUGCCCAAAAAUGGUCCUUACUUAUAACUCAAUUUCAGCUGAAGGGGUGAAGACCCAAGGUGGUUAUUCUGAUGUAAUGGUUGUCGACCAGCACUAUGUGCUUCGCUUUCCUGAUACCCUACCUGCUGAUGCUGGUGCACCCCUACUUUGUGCUGGGAUCACAGUUUACAGCCCAAUGAAAUAUUAUGGAAUGACUGAGCCUGGUAAGCAUUUGGGUGUGGUUGGACUUGGUGGACUUGGUCAUAUUGCUGUGAAGUUUGGGAAGGCCUUUGGGUUGAAAGUCACUGUAAUCAGUACCUCGCUGAAGAAAGAAGCAGAGGCCAUCAACAAACUUGGUGCUGACUCUUUCCUCAUUAGCACUGAUCCCACAGCAAUGAAGGCUGCUAUGGGUACUAUGGAUUAUAUCAUUGAUACAGUUUCAGCAGUUCAUUCUUUGGCUCCACUGCUUGGCCUAUUGAAGCUGAAUGGGAAACUUGUUACUGUUGGCCUGCCUGAUAAGCCCUUAGAACUUCCUAUCUUCCCAUUAUGUUUGGGGCGGAAGCUUGUUGGGGGUAGUGAUAUUGGUGGAGUGAAAGAGACACAGGAGAUGCUAGACUUUUGCGCAAAGCAUAACAUAACAUCAGACAUUGAGCUGAUCCAGAUGGACUACAUCAACACUGCCAUGGAACGGCUUGCCAAAUCUGAUGUCAGAUAUCGCUUUGUUAUUGAUGUGGCAAACUCCUUGUUGCAGCAGUAGCAGGAGGGAAGUCAGUGAUGAUGUUGAAGCAGCUGCUGCUAUUAUCUCCUUUCAAUAUUGAGAUCUAAACCAAUAAAUCUAAGCAAGUUUAAGAAAACUUUUAAUUUGAGGGAUUGUGACAAAAGUUGAUGCAUGGACAUGAAAUGUUGGUGACUGUCUUCAACAUGACAUGACUGUUGUUAUGUGAUGUCCAGUUUGAGUUGAGAGAAGCAAUGAACUUAUUUGUCUCUGGUAGCUUGCUUUUAAUCAACUGCUGCCAUCUAUUUUGUUUCAGUUGCUCCUUUUGCAAUUAGAACUUGGUGUGUGACCCCUUUGAGAUUGAUUCACUUGCUGCCUUCUUAA